Molecule: messenger RNA, 9365 nt
Organism: Nilaparvata lugens (brown planthopper)
Lineage: Eukaryota; Metazoa; Arthropoda; Insecta; Hemiptera; Delphacidae
Product: golgin subfamily B member 1
Exons: 13
Coding region: 346-7668 (2440 amino acids)
Source: RefSeq, a predicted model, not a curated record
UCACAUAUCACAAUCAGCUGAUUACAAAGGUUGAUUCAGUAGUUUUGCUUAAUUUCAUUUCUGUUUUCUAUUCUAAACAUAUGUUUUUCUAUUUAGGUUGUAAAUUCAUAAUUCUCUUCAACGCAAUCCUUUUUAGCUGAUUAAAACAUUAUCUAAGACUGUACAACGACAUCCGGUGUAUAAUAUGCAAAGCAAAUAAAGGCUUUUAUUGGCAGUAAGAAAUAGGUAUUUUGGGUUUUAUUCUAUCAAUAUCAAUUUUAUUUUUGAUUUGUGCAUAACUCGCUUCAAGUUGAUUGGUUUGUAAACCCAAUUCUUGUCGAAUGUUAGCCACAAUAUCAUCCCAGUAUGGAACAGGACAACAAACGGCCACUUAUUCAAGAUACAGAUAUUCCAGAUUUAGAAGCACUAAAAGGUGCUUUAGAACAUCGAGAAGCACUUAAAAUAAAAGCAGAGCGUAUCAGAGAGACGGCGCUGUCGCGUAUCAAGGCGCGUGAGAGGGCGUCACGACGUCGAAGCAAUGAGAAGACACCGGAUGAAUCGACAACAUCUGGCGGCGGCGCACGAAGGCUGUCGGCCUCCACUAACACCGUCGCCAAGGAGAAAAGCGAUCAGCUCAAGAGGAAACUCGAGGAGGCCAGGGCAAAAGUUGAAAGCAUGAGAGGUCAGGAGAACCUGGGUAAAGUGAACGAGGUGGUCGAAUCGAUUCGUGUACAGAUUGAGGACAGGGAGAAAGUGCUGCAACAAAUGCUCACCACACACUCGGCCAAGCCGGCUGCUGACGAGCCUCAAACAACAACGGACAUGGAGCCUGUGAUACCAGACCAAGUCAAACAAAAACUUGCUGACCUUGAAGCUCAGGUUCUCGAUUUGCAGGAGAACUUGCGCGAGAAGGACAGCGUGUUGGCGGCGCGCACACAGGCGAUCACACUGCUGUCGGAGGACAUGUCGCGCAAGAGCCGCGCACGCAUCGAUCACCUCGAAGAGACGCAGCAGCAGAUGCGCCAAAUGCAGGCAAACUUUGUGCUCAUUGAAGAGCGCAUGCGCCAAGAACACCUCAAACUGCAACAGCAGGCUGACCAACGCAAACAGAGGUGUGUGGAGGCGGAGAAGAGUCUGCGGCAGUCGGAGACGGCUCGCUUCGACCUGUCGACUCGUGUCGCCGAGUUGCAGCAGCGGCUGGCAGCGUUGCAGGAGCAGAAUGCAGGAUUGCAGGAACAGGCGAAGGAACGCGACGAGAUGAAAGAGUCGCUGGACGCUGCCAACAAACAGACCAUCAAAUUGAAGGCCCAGUUCAAGGCCAAGAUGAAAGCCGUCGAGGAGGAACGCGACACGCUCAAGAAGAUGAGUGAGAGCGGGGAGGAGGUCAACAGACUACAGAAUCGUAUCGCAGAACUGGAGGAGGAGAAAGGUAACCUACAAUUGUCUGUGUUAGACUUUGAUGAACAACAAGAACUUUGUAAUACGCUAAAAGCUAGAAUUGAAGAACUGGAGAAGAAAACUGAAUACCAGAAUGUAUAUCUGGAUUGUCAUGUGCAAUUAAUCUCACAACUUGAAAAUGAAAAAUUGGAUCUGAUUGAAGGAGCGCAAGAGCAAGCGGCAAUGCUGGCCGAGAAAGACGCCUUGAUCGCGCGACUGCAAGAGCAGCUGGCCGAAGUGGGCCGAGUGAAGGUGGCGGCCGAGAUGCGAGCCGCACAACUCGAGGAGAAACUCGACCUGGACAUCAGGGAGCAGCGAAGGGCAGACGACGCGGACGAGGGCCGGCUGGAGAACAUGCGCAACGAACUGCUCAAGUCUGAGGAGACGGUCGCCGAGCUGCAGGCGCAGCUAGCUGCCGGUGCCUCGGCACUCGACGAGUGGAAGGCCAAGUAUUUCGGCAUGCAGAGACAGUACAAUGCGAUGACCGACGCCUUCCAGCAACUGGAGAGUCGAGUGGCCGAUACGGCGGCCAACAACGCGAGUGGACUGCGUGACUGUGCACAACUGAGGCGGACGGUUAGCGAGCUGGAGAGCUCUUUCGAACGGAUGUUAGAACGAGGCAUCGGUGACGAGGAACUAGUUGAAUCUGAGAGAAACCCUCCGCAGAGAGAACCAUCUCCAUUGAUGCAACAAGUUGGUGAGCUGCAACAGUUACGUAUGUUCAUGGAAGACGUGGAGAGCUCUGCUGCUGGAAUGGAUAGGGAAGGAUGUAUGAGAGUAGUUGAAUUCUUACGAAGGUUCAUUGGAGAAUUGGAAAGCUGUGUUGCUAGAAUAAAUCCGGAACAAGCUAAUGAGGAGCUUGUUAAUCGAGAUGUUGAGGUAGAGCGACUACGUCACGAGCUGCAAGCAGCCACUGAAGAAAUGCAUCGUUUGCAAAGUUUGGUGGAAGAAUUGACCAGCAACAGUGCGAAACUUGACGAGCUGAACCGGAAAAUGGACGAGAAAGACCGGGAGCUGCAGGAGACGUGCAGUGAGUUGGAGGUACGCAGCCGCAAGUUGUCCGAGUACAAAAAGUUUCACAAGUUGAAGAGCGAGGAUGUGAUAAGGGUGUCGCAUGAGUUGGAAACUUUGACUGCCGACAGUCAGCAGCGGAUAGCUAGGCUGGAGGAGGAGCUCGCAAAAGCUAGGGAUACUAUUUGCAAGAUGCAGGCGGCUGGAAGUAGUGGUGGUAGUGUGGACAAGAGUGUGGAGGCUGGAAGUAGUGGUGGUGCCGGCAGUGCGGACAAGAGUGUGGAGACUGGAAGUAGUGAUGGUGCCGGCAGUGUGGACAAGAGUGUGGAGGCUGGAAGUAGUGGUGGUGCCGGCAGUGUGGACAAGAGUGUGGAGCAGAAGAUGAAGAAGCUGGCGGCCAAUUUGAAGUUGAAGGUGAAACUAUGUAAGGAGUUGGAGGCGAAGGUUGCAGAGAUGGAGGGCCAGUUGAAGCGUGUAGCAGAUGAGAGGAACGAUGUGGUCAGGUGCAUGGAGGAGAAGCAGAAUGUGAUUGAGGAUUUGAACUCGGCCAACAAAAAGCUGGGAGUUGAGUUGAGUGAGUUGAGGAACCUGAUGGCUGAGCUUCGAUCGCAGGCGGUUGGUGGUGGCAGUUGUGGCGCAGAUGAGACUGUCGAUCAGUUGCGCGCCGAAAUCGGUGAUUGGAUGGAAAGUGUGCGCACAAGAAGCCAACAGGCCGAGCUGAAGCUGCAAGAGAAGGACGUCUACAUUGAGAGUUUGGAGUGCGAACUGAACAAGUCGAGGGAGCGCGUGCGCGAGAUAGAGUGUAGUGUUGAGGAGCGACGCAGGAGUCUGGAGGAGAAGGCUGAGUCUCUGGGGAUUCGUCUGUUGCAAGCGGAAACCGCUAACGAGGAGUUUGAACGGCAGGGCGGCGAACUGGAGCGACAGCUCGCGUAUCUGGCCGAAAACGAGAACUACCUGCAGACCAGUCUGAUCAACAGUCGAAAUGAGAACGAUGGUCUCACGAGAACUGUACAAGAUCUGAACGCACAAAUUGAAAAACUUGUGAAGGACGUUGAGAACGGUCGCAACAGCAUCGUUCAUCUACAGAAAGAAUUGGCGGCUGCUAGAGAAGUUCAGGAAGCUUACAAUCAGAACAUUGAGGAGUUGGACAGGCUGAAUACAGCCAAUAAACAGAUGAAAGCCGGUAAAGAGAAACUGGUGCUGGAGUUUGAGCAACGCGAGAAGCAGCUGUUGGAGAAUGUCGAGGAGGAGAUGCGCACUCUGAACGAGAAAAUGGAGAAUGAACGCCAGGAUCUGCGCAGGAGGCUAGAGGCCGAAUCUGCCCUCAAGAAAGCUUUGGAACAACAGAUAAGCGAUUUGGAGAUGAGAUGCGAGGAGGCCAAUAGCAAGCUGCUACAAACAGAUGUGAAUCGUAUUGGUGCGCAGGAGAUAAUGGCCGAACAGAAAGAGCUGAUGGAGAAUCUGAAGGUGGAGUUUGAGAACCGGGAAGUGAACUAUCGGACACAGAUCAGGCAGCUGCAGGAGUACAACGCUGAGCUGGUGAAGAGUGUGGAUGCAAUCGAACACAACGCGACCGGUUUGACGAGGGAGCUGAGUCGUGUCGGUGUGGAACUGGACGCUAUGCGUGCCGAUCAGAGUAGAAGUCAGCAGUUGCAGGCUGAGCUGGAUGCAUUGAAGCAGAUGGUGCGGAAGGGGGUCGAUGAGGUUGUCAGUGAGGCAGAGAGUAGGGUGAUGUUGUUGGGCCAACAACACGAGGCAUUUGAAAAACAACAGGAGGUAGUUGAACAACAAGUACAACAGGUAAAACAACAGGAGGUACUUGAAACAAUGCCGACAUUGUUCACAUUCCCAACCACCAAUGAACCAUCGGACGAUCCUUUCUCCAGGGUAGAACCACCAGUGGCCAGUGCUGCAUCAUUCUUCCAGCCUCCUCCUCCUCCUCCUCCUCCUAAAUCUCCAGAAAGCAGGGAACAGUUGAUCCUGGAGCUGGAAGCCAAACUGAGCUCGGCUCUGGAGGAGAAUCAGAGACUGGGAGUGUUGGUUGAAGGCGCGGGCUUGGGUGUAGGGGGAGCGGCAAGUAGUAGGGAUGAAGAGGAUGGAUGGGGUUGGGGGGGCGAUGAAGGUAUGGCGGCCACGCAGUCCCCCCUCAAAAGGUCCUCUCACCAGGAUGUGGAGCGCCGAUUGGCAGAGUACGAGGCCGACAAUCGGCGGCUGGCCGAUGAGCUCAGAGAAUCGAAUCUGAAGUGUGCCAAACUCCUGAAGAAAGCCAAAGAGCUUAAGUCGAAGAGUGAGCACUUGGAGCGAGACUGUCGUCAGCGGAGUGUUGGCUUUGAGGAUUUGGACUUUGCCAUGCAGGAGGAGCUGCGCGAGAGGAUCGGUGUGCUGGAGAAGAGUCUGCAGGAGGCUCAGGGUGAGGCGAAGGCGUGGAAAACAGAACGGGAGAACCUGACUCGGCGUGUGGACACUCUGACCAGCGGCAACGAACGGCUGGUGGAGAUGAAGGAGAGGCAGGACGUGGAGGUGGCUAUGUGGCAGAAGCAGAACGCUGAACUCAAGCAACACAUCCAAGGACUCGAGUGGAGAAUCGCGGAACUCACCGAUGAAACACACAUCGCCAAUCCACCUGAUGUACAAGACAAGUUGGACAGUUUGACGGCCGAAAACGAACAGCUGAUGAAGGUUCUGGCCGAAAUGAAGGAUCAGGCUACCACUAGAUUACAACCCGACGACGAUCAACAUCUCAAGCAACAGGUCGACAAUCUUCAACAGUUAUAUAAUCAAGCACAAACCGAUCUAGAGGAGCUGACACGUCACAACGCCAACAUACUGAGUGCAAACGAGGCCAUCAGCGGCAGAUUUGAUGCGUUCAAAGUGGAGAUUGAAGAGCUGGCGGCCGACAAUGAGAAGCUGAGGGGUGAGUUGUCGAAAAUCGAAGAUAUUUCAGCCAAGUACUCGACGUUUGGUGCCGAGUUUGAACAGUUGAAGAACGAAAAUAGUCGCAUUGUGCUGCUGGAGGAGGAGAACAAGUUGAUGAAGGAUAUUGUGGCGACAGCUGAAGAACAGCUGAAGGCCUACAAGAAUAAAUUGAACGAAAAUGAGAAGAACCUAGCGAAGAUAGAUGAAAACUACGCGAAUAUGAAGCGGGAGUUUGAUCGGUUGAUGGCUAUCAACCAGGAAAAUUCCGAGCUGUUGGAAAAGUUGCGGCUGGAAAAUUGUGAGCUAAGUAGUGCAGCUGAUGAGUAUAAGAAACGUUUGGAGGAUGCGUUGAAAAAGAGAUCAGGAUCGGUGGCUGAAGAGGAACCCCAGCAGUUUGCUCCAGUGUUGUUUGAAGGAUUCAAAAGUGCUGGCAAUGCUGCAGAAGCUAACGAUCCAUUUUCGGCGUUGGGAGAAGAGCAAGCCGAAAAAACUGAACUAGUUGACGAGAUUGUCAAAACCAACCAGCAUGAACAGGAAGAAGAGGAUCUGAAAGAGUUGAAGGAGGAGGUUUGCAAUCUGAAUACGUUGCUGGACGAAAAAGAAGACGAGCUGGAGAUCACACUGCAGUCGGUGGACAGCAUUCGGCUGGAACGCGAGAACCUGGAGGACGAGUGGAACGAGAAGUUCAAGAAUUUGAACACAAAGAACACGUCUGCGACGGUCGUGAAGGCGGAAGCGUUCCGCGAUCAGUUGAACGUGGCUCGGAAGAAGUUCCAAAACGAGUUGCUGCUAAAGGAGGAGGAAAUCGCGCAUCUAACCUGUGAGCUAUCAGCCAAGCAACAGCUGUUGAUGAACAGCGCCACCGAGCUGGAAACUGUGCAAACGGAAGCUGAAAAAGCGCUCAUCAAGUUGAGAGAGGUAGAAGGCCAACUUGAGGAACGAAAUUUGGAAUUUGAUAAGCUGCGACACGAGUUGGACUGUUUACGAGGUGAGUACAGCAGUCUGCAGCGAGCCUUAGACGAGAAAGCUAGAUACAUAGAGGGGUUGGAACUAACUAGACAGGAGGCAGAAGUUUGUAGGGAAGAGUUGCUGCUGGUACAAUCGCAGCUGAAGGAGGCAUUGAGUGGCAACGAGGUGCUGCGGGAGAAACGAUCCAACGUGGAUGACUCGUUCUACGAUCUCGAAUAUCAACUGCGGAAGGAGCUUGACGAAAAGUCGGCCAGUUUGAAGGAGAUGCUACAGAAGAAUAGUGAAGCAGAUGUGAAAUUGUCGGAGUGGGAGCGGGUGGCGAGUGAAAAGGAUGUGAAAUUGUCGGAGCUGGAGAGGACUUUGUUUGAGAAGGAAGCGCGACUGUCUGAGUUGGAAGCGAUUGCCUACGAGAAGGAUGUGAAAUUGUCGGAUUGGGAGAGGUAUGCUAGUGAGAAGGAUGUGAAAAUUGCGGAAUGGGAGAGGUAUGCUAGUGAAAAGGAUGGGAAGCUGUCGGAAUGGGAAAAAUACGCUAGUGAAAAGGAUGUUAAGUUGAUAGAGAUGGAGACAGUUUUGAGUGAGAAGGAGGGGAAAUUGUCUUCGUUCAAACAAGCCUACACCGAAUGCUACGAUCAGUUGCAGAAGAGCGAAAACACAGUGAAGAGUUUGGAGGAAAGUGUGCAGGCGUUGAAGCCAGCACCUAGAGGAGGGGAUACUGCCAGUAUACGUGCAAUGGUGGAAGCAACGAUGGAAGACGAUGUCAACUGGAAAGAGUACCUGAUGACGGAGGUGGAGCGUUGUCGCCAGAUGAUAGCCAAACGGGACUUGGAGAUUGUGCGACUGACAGAGUCGCUGGUUGCCACAAAAGACUCUCUAUCCCACGCCAACGAAGCUGUUCACGUUUCCAGUUAUGGUUCGGUUCAAACUUUGAAGCAGCGGCUGGAUGAGGCCCUCUACACACUGCACGUCAGAGAUUUGAGGUGUGAGGAGCUCACACACGAGCUGUUACAGCUUUUGGCAGAAAGAGAUGAGCUUCAGCUGCGUCUGUCAGCCUCGAUCAAGAUGAACGAGUCGAGUCGCGGAAGAAUCGAACAUAUGGAAAAAUCUCCUGCCGAAUCAGCUGACUCGAGUGCUGAAAGCAGUGAUCAAGUCAAUCCACCUCAGGCCUAUGUGCUCACCGAAAAGCUUGGCGAAUUGCAGCAAACAGACUACAGGAAAGAUCUGUCGUUGCAGCGUGAUAGAGAGUUAAGAUACAUUGAACACAAGCAUCUCUACUCAGGUGCACCACCUGAUGAGCAGCAGCAUGAGCAGGAUCCCAAUCCUAGCUUCUUCGGAUGGCUGUUUGGAUCAUCCAAAUGAAGCACUUGACUUUCACAGAUUUUAGACAUUCUAAACUCUGUUUGAAUGAGACUUGAGAUUUGUAUUUUUAUAGAAUAAUAUUUUUCGUGUAAAUAGAACUACAGGGUGUUUCAAAAAGAAUGACCCAAUUUUGAACAGUUAUAUUUAUUUUUUAAAAUGGUGUACACAAACCAAUUUUACAUCAAAUUACUCACAGAAGUAUGAAGUUUAUGUUGAUGUAUUAUUAGUGUUCUAUGUGUCAUCCUUUUAAGGCUCGGACGACAUCUAGACGGUAGCCAAAUUCAUCCCAGACUGUUCGCAAGAUGUCUUCUCGGACUGUAGCUACAUCUUCAGUUAUCCUGAUUUUUAGCUCGUUAAUAUCAAAUGCUAAGCGAGGAACAUAAACACGAUCUUUAACGUUGUUUCUGCCUUAGCACUUAUAUUUAGGAGCUAAAAACCAGGAUAACUGAUGUAAGUGCGAAGGUAGGAACAACGUUAAAGAUCGUGUUUAUGUUCCUCCCAUUGCAUUUGAUAUUAACGAGCUAAAAACCAGGAUAACUGAUGCAGUAGCUACAGUCCGAGAAGACAGACAUCUUGCGAACAGUCUGGGAUGAAUUUCACUACCGUCUAGAUGUCGUCCGAGCCUUAAAAGGAAGGCACAUUGAACACUUAAUACAUCAUCAUAAACUUGAUACUUCUGUGAGUAAUUUGAUUAAAAAUGGUUUGUAUACACCAGUUUUUAAAAUAAAUAAUAUUUUCAAAAUUAUGUCAUUCUUUUUGAAACAUUCUGGUAUAUCUUAUAACAGGUAUCGUAGUCAGUUUGUAGCAAAAAUAUAGUACUGUAAAGCAAUUUUCGGUCAGGGAGCAUCUUGCCGUAUUUUAUUGAUUUACUAGUUUUUCUUGAGAUUGAUUUGUGUUUAUGUUGGGUGGAGUGAUUUGUUUUUUGGGUUACUCUUACGAAUUUUAUUAUAUAUUUUCCAUUUAAAUUGAGGUAAAAAUCAGGACAAAUUUGUAAAAACAAUAUGUUUUAAGCUUAAAAUUAGGAAAUGCUUUUACAUGAAUCAAAAUAGUGUGCAGAGAUAUUACAGAUUCAAUUUUUCAAUUAGACGCUACAAUUUUUGAUUCUUCUAUUCCUGGAAUUCAUAAAUAAUCUGUUAAUCAAUAUUUUUUUCAAGUAGUACUUGAUGUCUAUACAAAUAAAUUAAAUACCCACAUAUUACAAAUGAAAUAUUCUUAGAUCUAGAAAAAUAAUGCCAAAUAAAAAAUUUAGAUAUAAAUCCAAUUCGAGUAUUUAUACCACCUUUAGAUAUUAUUAUUUUACUUAUUUGAUUGAUUAGUGAAUUAAUAAUGUGAAUAACUGUAAUACAGGUCAUUUUAAUAUUGUUUUGCAUUAUUUAUUAUAAUCAAAGCAUGCUGAUUUUAUUAUUUCAAAUAGUUUAAUUGAAAUGUCAUGUAAAUAAAUGUUAUAGAAAGAAUGCAAUAUAUUAAUAAUCUGUAAUAUUUGUAGCAUGGUUGUUAAUAACUUAUUGACUGUUGAACAUAAAAUUAUAAUUUCAUAAAAAAAGUAACAGAUUAUAAAAUUAUUUGGAUAUGAUGUUGUUCUUAAAUUAUUUUUUUGAAAUGUGCUUUUUAAUAAAUGUAAUUACUUUUACUCUUGUCUAUAAACUGAAUGAAGUGUUCAGUGUCCCGUAAAAUAAAUGUAUUAUUGUAUGAAUAUA